Molecule: messenger RNA, 2864 nt
Organism: Rhopilema esculentum
Lineage: Eukaryota; Metazoa; Cnidaria; Scyphozoa; Rhizostomeae; Rhizostomatidae
Source: RefSeq, a predicted model, not a curated record
AUGAAUUGUGAGCUACUGGAAAGAAGGUUCAACGAGAGCGUUCCAUUGUUGACGCAAAGGGAGGGCCAUGCAAAAAUAAAUGAUGGACCUGUUUGUGAGAUUAAAUCUCCUUGCGAAAAUGGUGCGAAGUGCAAAGAUACAUGUGAUGAAAAGGGGUACAAGUGCAUAUGCGCCCCACUUUAUUACGGAACACAUUGUGACAAGUUGAAACAAGAUUGUGGAGAUGUGAAAAAGUCUGGAGAAACAGUAAGCGGAGUCUACGAAAUUAAACCGGAUCACAAUUGGAAAGCCAACGUCUUUUGUGACUUUGUAUAUGUCAGUCAAGAUUGGAUCGUCUUUCAAAGAAGAAUAGAUGCCAGUGUCGACUUUUAUCGAAACUGGGCGUCAUACAAAAAUGGAUUUGGGGAUACGAGUGGAAAUUUUUGGAUUGGACUUGAUACAUUGCACAGACUGGCUGCUCCAGGGAGAGGGGCUAUUCUACGGAUCGACAUGAAACACCGCAACAGUCCAACAACUCAGUAUUAUGCAGAGUAUUCUUCAUUUGAAGUUGGUGACGAAGCAUCUGGUUACAAACUGCUUUCACAUGGAUACUCAGGUAAUGCCGGUGAUUCCAUUGCGUUUCAUGAUGGCAUGAAAUUCACAACAUACGAUCAAGACAACGAUAAAUAUAGUGGGAAUUGUGCCAACACCUAUAAAGGAGGCUGGUGGUACAAAGCAUGUCAUGAGGCAAAUUUAAAUGGACUCUUCCCAACAACAAGCACAACAAGUCCAACAUACAUGGGUUGGCAUGGAAUUUAUGGAAGUCAUGGCAACAUAAUAUUUUCAGAAAUGAAGCUGAAAUAUCACAGGUUAAAGCAAGGAGAUCGUUAAAAUACAUUUGAUUUCUUGUUCCUCUCAAAUGAAGUUUCAUAGGAUAGACUGCGUAUGAUAAUAAACGAGCAAUUAAAGAAGUAUAUGAUAGAGCUUACAGCCUGUAUGAAGGCAAUCUAUAUGACAUGAAUCUUGUCAAAUACAAAUUUAAAGGAUGAAACUUUGUUUACAAAUCAUCUGGUAGUUGAUCGAGUCAAAUAUAUUUGAAAAUAUGGAUUUUCCUUAAUCAUGAUAAUAGAAACAACCAUACUAUUUUUAUUUUGUUUACCUGUUAUCUUUUUCUAAAAUAUUUCUACAUUUCUGGAUUGAAUAUUUUCCGUCCUCUUGUUGCAGGGGAUCUCGAUAAGACAAAGGAAUCUAAAAAUUUGGAGGAUUAUCUAGACUUCAUUUGGUGAUCUUUUCGAUGCUGAAAAGGUUGAUUAAGAGAGACUUUAGUUAACGAACAUUGCUUUUAAAGUGAUCUUGCACCUUCCAGAGUGAUGUCAUUGUUGCUGUUUUAAUGUUUGUUGCCAAAGCCAAAGAAUUAUAUUGCUGGAAAUGCUGGUCGAUAGCAAAAUCGCAUGUUUUACUUUUUGUUUUAGAGGUAGAUUUAGAUGUAGUUUUAGUUGUAGCAGAUCUAAAACUGCAACUAAAAAAUGCGAUCCUGCUAUCAGGCAGCAUUUACUGCAAAUCCCAGAGUGCGCAAAAAAACUAUAAUGUUACAUAUUUCGGAAUUUUAUAAAGCCCGAUCGUCGUUCCAUUUAGCAGUUGUGGAAUCUAUCUGAAGAUGAACAAAAAAAUUGCUAUUGUGUAGACAGAAGGGGUUCGUUUUAAUCUUAGGACUCCAUUUGUAACAGACUCAAUAGGCAAGCGGUACUGAUUGGGCAACCACAACAAUCAUGUGCUCGCGUUUCUGAUUGGCCUAAUUCGAUCAACGAGUGGGUAUAAUAAAUAGGAAAAGACUUUCAUCAGUUGAAGAAUUGUGUCAAUUGGCUUUUAUUGAGACGAACAUAGUGCGAAAGCCAUUUCUUGAAUUUUCAUGUCGACUGGUAACGUCCUUUUAAGUAAUGUAUCGGCUAUAGACAAACAAAAAACGUGAAUAGUCUAGACAGGCAACAUUCAAAAUUAUACUUUAGUUCACGAAUACGUUGUGACAACUGCUACGAAGGAAAUCUACCACUCUCUUUUGCUUUUACUUGGCUGUUUCCAAGUGUGGCCCAUAUUUACAAGCAUUUUUCUCCUGCAAAAUUCUAUACAGUCCACAAGCAUUGGUUUUAAGUGAUAAUACAUCGUUUUAUUUUUCAAUAAUUAUAAAUUAGACUCUAAGAUGGCUUUGAAAAAACAAACAUUGCCACUUUAAAGUUUUGUACCACGAAAAAAUUGUUUAAUUUAAACUCUAUCAGCAGGUAAAAAUCAACAUUUUAAAGCCUAUCAAUUAUGGCGUAUUAAAGCCAAUUCAGGCCUGUUGUCUUUAUGCAAUUUCCCUAUCAUAGGGCCUAUUCGAGCUGCAUGAAAAGUCGAUGCUGCCAUUCCCUAUUCUGAAUUGGGGACAAUUUCUUCGAAGCUGAUAACUACACAAGAAAAUUGGGAACCUGAUUUGGAUACUUCUUCUGCGCAAAGCUUUAUGAGUUUUACUCAUUUCUGAAAAGUUUUUUAUCCCACAGCAAUGUCCAUGUGUCUUUGUAUUGAUUCUCAGCAUAUUCAUUCCUUCCCUUUUGACUUUCAUUUUUUGAACAUGAUAAUUACAUUUCAUUAUAACUCACUUGUUGAAUUGUCAGCAAUUCACAAUUCAAUUAGCAAAGACAAACGACAACUUCUUACACUGUAUUUAUCAUAUCGCAUGUCAGGUUUUAACAAAACAUUUAUUAUAUAGGUAUUAACGUAAAGGGUUUAUUUGUCUCCUUUGAGGAUACCUACCAUUUUACCUCCAGCAGUUGCUAAUAUUAAUAAGAUGAAAAUGAGAUGAAAAUAAUUCUACUUAUAAAAUUUUAAAGAACAUUUAGAAAGUAGAAAAA